AUGGGAAAUGAAAAUAGUAUUCCUCUUAACGGGUUUUUAGAUGUGGGAAAGAAUGUUACCCAGAUAUUCAACAUAACUGAACGUUACUUGGAUGAAGACAAGUUGAUGACAUAUUAUCUCUCAUACUACGCAGGUAGUACAAAGGAUGUUCAACUUAUGUGUGAAACAACAAGUGAUAAAGAAGGUGUCACACGUCUAGCAGUAUUCAGAAUCUACCAAAAUGAUGAGUUUAUUCAAUUUUCUAUAGAAAAAACUGAAAAUGACCUUCUUAAAAUAAUAAAUUCUAGUGAACUUAGAAAACGUGGCUUGAGAAAUUUCAAUUACGAGAAUAAGGGUCGUUCAGGAGAAGUUACAAAAACAUAUGUUGUAUUUAAUGGGAACGAACAACAGGGUAGUCUAUUUGUGGUUGAGGAGAAGAGAAAGAGUGGCAUUGAAAAUCCUUAUGUUGUGACACUCGCACAUUACUAUGCAAAUUAUAGUCAUGCCUUUUUUGGUUGGAAAACAUAUGAUGCUGGGCUUUCAGUUAUUGUAAAUAUUAGAGUAGUUAAUAAUAAUAUGGAUUUUGUUUGGUUCGGUCCUCAUAAUAACUCUUCUAGGGCACUUCUUCCUAAGUUUGAACUAGUACUUAGAACAAAGACUUGGAAGUGGGAUACAUGCCCUUAUAGGGCUGCUGAAACUUGCAGGACCAACUCUGAGACCGCGGACGAAGAAGGAAGCUAUGUUCAAUUAAAUAAUCAAGGUGUAAUUAAAGGCAAAAAUAACGGUAAUGUCGUUGUGAAGAAUCUUUACCUUAAAGGACGUAGGAAACUCUAG
Messenger RNA from Vicia faba (fava bean), 813 nucleotides. The record is from the annotation of a GenBank genome assembly. Lineage: Eukaryota; Viridiplantae; Streptophyta; Magnoliopsida; Fabales; Fabaceae.